UUUUACGGAGUUGAGUUACUUCAGAAGAAACAAAAGAAAUAAAUAACGCAAGUCAAUUUCAUGGAAGAUAAUGUCUCUGAUCACUAUUUAUUUCACUCAGUAAAAUCAUAAAUCGAAACGUAACUUCUGUCUUCUGUAACUCGAAAGUGAAUAGAUCUACUGUUCUCCACUUCCCUAUCAAAAUUAUGAUCAUGCCUUAUAUGAUAUACCUUUAUAUUUCCUUUUUCAUAAACUUCUAACAAUCAACCAAUAAUAGUAUAACCCCAACAUUUAUCUAAUAAAAAAUGACAUUUGGAUAUAACAUUAUUCUAAAAAUCAAAAUAUACAAACGUUCAUCAUUGUUAAUAGAGCCGUGCUCACCAUAGUAGAAAAAGGUGAUCGCCUCAGGCCUCCCAUUUUUACAUCAAUAUUUGGGGCCCCAUAUAUUCAAAAUACAGUAGUGGUUCAUGAAGUAAAAGAAGAAGAGCGUAUACACAUAUUUAUAAAGAGCUUCUUGUCUAAAUAUUUUGUUCGAUCCCUUUUGAAUAAUGUUUUUUUUUGUCAUAGACAUACUUAGUGUAUCUACAAUUUCAAUUAUUUUUAGAAAAAAAAUAUGAAAACGUAUUUGUUUUAAAAAUAAUUAACCUUAGACCCCCAAAAGUGUAGGCACAGGAGUGAUUGCUAAUGCAAUGGUAAUUCCUGUUUUAUAACUAAAACAACAAAGUUAGUAACGUCAUAAAAGGCUUACAAGCUGUUUUUAACAUCUCAAGAUUGUCGUUGUAAGAAAACAUUCCACAAACAUUUAGAAAUUCCAGUCAUCAUCAUUUAAGAUAACAUAAUAAGUAUUUUAUAACUAAAGUCAUCUGUUUUAAUUAAUAUUGAAAAUCAUCCUUACAUUGUCAUGAAUUUUCAGUAUUCUCAUUUUUUUUAAUCGUCCAUAAUUCUCUUACAUGUCAGCAUGAUCCUGUAACAACAACAAAACAAAACAUUUGAGCCAAAAUAUACUUGUGAAGAAGAUAGAAUUAAAUUAAUCCUGAUAUGGUUAAACUUUCUGCAUAUUAAGAAAUACUUAUAUACAUAUAAGUAUUUAAUUUGGUGUUGUGACAAAGGAAGCGAGAAAUGUUUGAACUUUUGAGGAAGAGAAGAGGCUUCAUAGCAGUAAAUUAAAGGAAGACAGAACAGUGCAAAGUCACAGGGAUAUCAUUUUUGGUACUCCUUAUUCAAUGUUCACUACACAUCUUCCAAUAUUUUCACACCAGUUAUAAAUUAUUCUUCCCCAACCAUACUGAUUCAAUUGGAGAUAUCAAUUCGCAAAAACAAAGACUUUGUAAUAAUAAAAAAGCUUGGAAACAUUCUUCACUUGCACUUUAAUUUGUUCGCUAUAAGUGUUGUCCUGCAUUUAUACUUUCAUAACUCAUAUUAAAAUCUAAAAUAACGUUUGAUCAGUAUUGGUACAUUGUAAAUAUACAUACUAUCUCGUUUGGAAUAUAAUAUUUUAUAGAGCAACCAAACCCUAAAGACAUCGAAUCUACAAACUAGUCAUAAUACAAUCAUCUAACCGGUGUAAACCAUCUCUAAUGUUUCCAUGGUGUCUGUAGAAAAUAAUUUCAAAUUUAAUAACGUAUCAUUCUUUGUCGAGCAAAAAAAAAGAUUAAAUUCUCAUUAGUGAUCACUCUAUGUAACAGAUUUCACUCUCUCCUUCGCGGCUUCUAGCUGGACUCUUGCUGUUCUCAUCAACUCUCUCAAUUUAUGGCACACGUACACACACUCUCUCUCUCUCUCUCUCUCUCUCUCUCUCUCUCUCUCUCUCUCUCUCUCUCUCUCUCUCUCUCUCUCUCUCUCUCUCUCUCUCUCUCUCUCUCUCUCUCUCUCUCUCUCUCUCUCUCUCUCUCUCUCUCUCAUCUUGUUUUCGUAAGUCUAUUUUUGCUGAGAUUUUUCUUGUGAAUGUGUGUUUUCUUUGGCAUUCUUACCAAAACUUUAACUACGAAAAGUACAUAUGUAUACAUAUAUGAAUGAUAAGAGUCUUAUUAUGAUUAUGCAAAACCAAAUCUGAUUAGCUUGAGUAAAAUGUUUUUGGUUAGUUGAACAUAUGGUUUCAGUUAUCCAAACACAUCACUUUGUAUUUUGUAAUGAAUAUUCUAUAUAAACUAACAUGUAUUUUAGCAAGAAUUGGAUUUUUUUUUGUUUGUCGUCUAUUUAGAAAUUAUAUAUGGACUGACCUGUUUUAUCUUACUUUAAAUUAAUUAUUAGUUCAAUAUUUCAAUUAUAAUCUUUGUCUCUCCAAGCUCUAGUUUGAUUCUUUCUUUUGCUACACUGUUUUCUAUUUUUUAUUUUAUUUUGAAAAUAAUUAUUGAAUGGGUAUGUUUGUCACUUGUCCUAUGUUAUUUAAUUUGUAUAUAAAUUCGGGUUGUGAGCUGUAAUUUGGUCAGAAAGAGGAUGAGAGAUAAAUAGCAUUUCCCAGGUGUUUUAAAUACAAUCUCUUCUCCAUCUCCAUCUCCAUCAUUUCCACCCAGCACCUCCCCUUAUCUUCUAAGAAGUCAGCCUCUAACUAUCUCUCAAAUUCCGAGAAAAAUCAAGUAAUCUCCAUUUCUCUUUCUCCUUUUUAUGACAGACUAUCCCAUGUUUUUUUUAAAGCAAUAUAUAAAUCUUAAUUCUUAGGUCGUUUUUGUUUUGGUUUUUGAAGAACCCUCACAUUUUGUCUUUUACCAUUAAUGCAUAUACUUACACACAUGCUUAUAUGCUUCAUAGACGCGCAUAUAUAUAUAUGUACAUAUAUUAUAUAUAUAUAUAUAUAUGCAUGAAUCUAUAUAUACAUGGUUAUAGGAUUGUUUACUAAAUAUCUCAGCUUCUUGUUGUUCUCGUUUUAGGGUUUCUUUUUGGUGGUCUUUUUUUAGAUUUGUUGGGUCUCUUUGUUUCUUCUUCUGCUUGUUUAUUAUAUAUAGAGACACUAACUAGAGUUGUAACUAUAUAAAAAUGGAUUCUGGAAAGAUCUUUGGAUCCGAUGAGGAUUCUCGCAGCUGUGGUGAAUCUGGAUGGACAACGUAUUUAGUCUCAACCCAUGAUCAUGACUAUGAUAAUUACUCUGAUGAUGGAGAUAGCAGUGGUGGUGAUUCAAUGGAUUCUGACGCAUCUUCUGGUCCAGUGAAAGCAACACCAUGUCUCAAGCUUGCUCAAGAGACUACGGAGCCAAACUGUUUGAAGAAAAAGAAGGCUACCGAAGAGAAGGUUUUGGUGGAGACUAGGGUUCACAACGACAAUGAUGAUGAUGGUGACAACCAUGAUUAUGAUGAUGGUGACAAUCAUGAUUAUGAUGAUGGUGACAAUCAUGAUUAUGAUGAUGGUAAUGAUAGUCACAGUGCAGUUCAGAGUUACGUUGGUUCGGUUUGAUAAGACGGGUUACUUUGAUUUUAUGUUUAUGUUAAAUUAAUAAUAUGUUCCAGUAAUGUAAUGUCGUUAUGUUUUUAUUUCAAUGUUGGAAAAGUAUUUUCUACAUGAUGAUUUGCUAAUUAUUUAUUGUAUAGAGUCUACGUAGUUAUCAUUCACACUAUUCUAUUAGAGAAGUGUUAAAUAUUUCAACGAGAUCAUAGCUAGUACUGAUACAGUGAUGAAGGUGACGGUAUGUAGAUAGCUUGGGUCUCCUUAUAUAUAUGUUCAUCAGUAGAUUCCAUUAUGGGUUUCUUUGUGAUAACCAUCGUACCCAUUUUGAAAUACAUAUAUGACAUCUAACUAUUUAUACUGAUAAUCUAUAUAUAAAUGUAAAUUUACUAUGAAAUUCUACUUAAGCGAGAAAAGAAAUGUUACGAACCGAAAAGAUUAGAAAACCUAAUUUUGAAACAUUAAUACAAAUACAAAAAAUUUCCAUUUGUAAUUUUUAUUCAUAUACUGAUAAAUUAAACUCUAAUAAUAUACUUUGAUUUAGCUAAAUUUGUUUUGGUCUUCCGAUUUUUUUUUGUUGUUCUUGUCUUGAUUUUGACCUAAUUCAGAACUGAACAUGUAGAAAAAAUUGGAAAACAAUGCUGCAUAGAGUUGGAUCGUAACUAUAGACUCGCACACACACGCGUGCACACCGAUUGAUCUUUGGUUGUAUCUUUGGCACAGACAGGGAAACAUGUUUGUGACCAUAGGAAACACAUCUCUUCUGCACGUGUACACCUCUGCAAUUCUUUUAACUUUUGUCCUUUUACCCCCAAUUUCUUGACAUUUGUUCACAUGCACCCUCUUGGAGUUACUAUAUAACUACAAAUUGAUAGUUUGAUAAUAACGUCGUCGAAUCAAUUCUGAAACCCAUAAGAUUUGUUUCUCAACUUAUAUAGUUUGACAUCAUGACAUGUUAGAAAUGCUCGUAUAGUUACAGUAGAGUAAGUAUCACAAUCUUAGCUUACAAGACGUACGUAUAUAUGUUGUCAACUAAUGUAAGAAUAUUGUUUAGUUUUUGACAUGUAGAAGUGCUCGUAUAGUUGUUUUUAGUGUGCUUGUUUUUUGAGAAGCUGUAGAGACCGUAUCAUCUAAGAGAUCGAGAGCUUGUUCCAGACUGGUGUUAUGAUUUAUUUUAAGACGUUUUAUAUUGAAUUGAUCAAAUACAAUACCAAUCUAAAACACAUACAUACGCAUGUUUUUAAGAUAAUAUCAUGUUGAUUUAUGGGGGUACUGUUAACUAGUAUUACAUAUCUCGUCAUUUGUCGUUAAAAGAUUAAAAAAGGAAGUGAAAACGUAUUGGAUUUUAAUAAAAUUCAACCUUUUCUCUCACGAGGAUUUUUUUCAAACUAGUCACUUUAUUUUACCAUGAACUUUUUGAAAAUUGGAACCCAAGAAAAAAGUAGAAAUAUGAAGCUAGAUAGAAACAUAGCACAUUGUAAACAUAAAAAAUAAAUGUAACAAACUUAUUCGCAAAAACAAAAAAAAAA
Brassica rapa (field mustard) is the source of this 4883-nucleotide messenger RNA. Its product is annotated as prostatic spermine-binding protein-like. The record is from RefSeq and is a predicted model, not a curated record. NCBI's taxonomy places the organism in Eukaryota, Viridiplantae, Streptophyta, Magnoliopsida, Brassicales, Brassicaceae.